Messenger RNA from Mesocricetus auratus (golden hamster), 4878 nucleotides. It is a transcript of the gene Kdsr, whose product is annotated as 3-ketodihydrosphingosine reductase. NCBI's taxonomy places the organism in Eukaryota, Metazoa, Chordata, Mammalia, Rodentia, Cricetidae. Gene Ontology annotation, molecular function: 3-dehydrosphinganine reductase activity. Gene Ontology annotation, biological process: sphingolipid biosynthetic process. The transcript has 10 exons. The coding region runs from base 90 to 1088 and encodes 332 amino acids. Gene Ontology annotation, cellular component: endoplasmic reticulum membrane. The record is from RefSeq and is a predicted model, not a curated record.
CCCCUCGCCGCCGUCCCGCCCUCGCCCUCAAACCCAAACACUCCGGGUGCUGGUGCGCGUGAUCUCCCAGUGGUCUCUCGGGCGGAGAGAUGCUGCUUCUGGCUGCUGCCGGCCUCGUGGCCUUCGUGCUGCUCCUUUACAUGGUGUCGCCGCUCAUCAGUCCCAAGCCCCUCGCGCUGCCCGGCGCGCACGUAGUGGUCACGGGAGGUUCCAGUGGCAUCGGAAAGUGCAUUGCUAUCGAGUGCUUUAAACAAGGAGCAUUUAUAACUCUGGUUGCACGAAAUGAGGACAAGCUGCUGCAAGCGAAGAAAGAAAUUGAAAAACAUUCUAUCAAUGAUAAACAGGUGGUGCUUUGUAUCUCAGUCGAUGUGUCUCAAGACUAUAACCAAGUGGAGAAUGUCAUAAAACAGGCACAAGAGAAGCUGGGUCCUGUGGACAUGCUGGUCAACUGUGCGGGGAUGUCUCUGUCAGGAAAGUUUGAAGAACUUGAAGUUAGUACUUUUGAGAAAUUAAUGAGCGUAAAUUACCUGGGCAGCGUGUACCCCAGCAGAGCAGUGAUCAGCACCAUGAAGGAGCGACGGGUGGGCAGAAUCGUGUUCGUGUCCUCUCAGGCAGGACAGUUGGGGCUGUUCGGUUACACGGCCUACUCUUCUUCCAAGUUCGCCAUAAGAGGAUUGGCAGAAGCUCUGCAGAUGGAGGUGAAGCCUUAUAAUGUGUAUGUCACUGUGGCCUACCCACCGGACACUGACACCCCAGGGCUGGCAGAAGAAAACAAAACGAAGCCCCUGGAGACCCGACUUAUUUCAGAGACGACAUCUAUUUGCAAACCAGAGCAGGUGGCCAAGCAAAUUGUCAAAGAUGCCAUACAAGGAAAUUUUAAUAGUUCCAUUGGCUCAGAUGGGUACAUGCUGUCCUCCCUGACCUGUGGGAUGGCCCCAGUGACUUCUAUCACUGAAGGACUCCAGCAGGUGGUCACCAUGGGCCUUUUCCGAAUCAUUGCUUUGUUUUACCUUGGAAGUUUUGAUAAUAUAGUUCGCCGCUGCAUGGCACAGAAAGCAAAACCCGAAACUGUAGACAAAACUGCCUAAUUCUUGCCCCUUGGACAAAAGACUGUAUCCAGUGAUUUGAACAGCUUGCUGCUAAUGGAACUCAAUCUUCAGCUUCCAGACUUUUGUGUCUUGUUUUUGAAUGUGUGAGAUUGGACCCACUGCUCUUCAGAAAUCUGGCUGCAAGCAAAGGGACAGAGUUCUUCUCUACAAUAUUACUGUUAACACUAUGCAAAUAUGGACCAGGACACCAUUUGGUUUCUCUGGGCUUUGAGACAAAGUGGUGAUUGUGUAAGAACUAGUACCAGGAGACCAGGGUAAAGAAUAGAUAGACUUCCAGAAUGGUAAAUUCAAUUUUUUCGUUUAUCCCCCUUUUGUGCACUGAGAUCAAGGAGUGUAUUUUGUGACACAUGAAGAACCUUCGGGGUUCCUCUUGAUUUUUGGUUUUAAUUUUUCAUGAAAGAUGGUGUCUGGGUUUUUAUGAGUUUUUGUUUUUUAAUUUUUUCAUUGUAUGUUAUUCAAGGUGUGUCUUCCACGUAGCUGGUGGGUCGGGCUGUCAGCUCCUGUGCUGUGCUUGGGACUCGCUUCUGCCAGUGAAGCUGGCUUCUCUCUCUCUGAUCCCAUAAGACACCAGGGGGAUGAGCGAGCAGUGCAGAUGAGGUGAGGGGCUGAGUCCUUUGCACCGGCAAAUGGGGCUUUCUUCUUCAGACUGGUGUUUAGAACAUUUUCACUUUUUAUUCGCGGGGAAAGGCAGCCUUUUCACCUGGUUUUUGAAUAGAAAUAAAAUCUCACAGAAGCUUAAAAGUUUACAGUUUCUUCAAUAGCCAUGAUGACCUGAAGUUCACAGUUCCUUUCCAGCUCAGUCUCUGUGUUCUUCCCAACUCUCGUCUUCUCUUCUUGCUUAUUCUUCUAUAAUAUUUUUGUAAAAAAAAGAAAAAAAGAAAAAGAUGGAGGCAAGUGCAGCCUUUUUUGACCUUCCUAAUUCAUGAAUUCAUUAAAACAAAAAAAUUAAAAGCAUUACAUUCUUCUAUUUUUGGUUGUUCCCCCCUUUUGUGCACUGAGAUCAAGGAGUGUAUUUUGUGACACAUGAAGAACCUUUGGGGGUUUCUUUUGAUUUUUGGUUUUAAUUUUUCAUGAAAGAUGGUGUCUAGCCUUUCAUAGCUAAGCCGCCUCUGCAGUCCAAAUUCUUAUCCUCACAGCACACAUGUAGCUUUCGGGAAGUUGCUGGUUGAUGGAUUUUGAAGACCCUCUUCCUGGAAGUAAGAUGUCCCAGUGUCUUCAAUGUGUUAAGGAGACCUCUGGCCCUCUUAACUGCAGCCUGCAUUCACGGCUGUGGGUGGGGUCUGCCAUUCAUUGAGUGGGUCUGUGUCAAGUGCCUAUGACGAGUCUAGCCCAUAUCCCCACUCAUUCUGUUCACUGUGCAGCUCAAGGACAGUUAUCUCUGCCUGGAUGUUUUGUCCUGUCCUCCUUGUAUACAAAGUAGUGCAUCCCAGUUCAUUACACUGGGAAAAUACCUCUGCUGUCAAAGAAAAAACUUUUUAACUGUUAAAAAACGAAUAAAAGACACAACAGCAAAGAAAGCUAUUGAAAACCUAGACAUUAUUGCCGUGACAGGCAUUUGUUUUUUGCUUUUCUCUGUUUCCUUUUUCUCUUUCCUUUCUUCCUUUUUUUCUAAUGGAUUUUGUUUUUGACCUGGUCCCCUGCCUCAGCCACCUGAGUGCUAGCACUACAGAUAGCCAUGUACCAUCAUAGUCAAUGACCCGUGGUUUUUUUGGUGUUGGUGGGUUUUUUUUUUUCUCUUUGAAUUUUUCAAGCUUUUGAGUUUAUGGUGGCUUAGUUUUCAUUAAUAAGGUAUUUAAUGGCCCCUUCUUUAUCAAGAACAGAGAAGAACGUAUUUUAAAUAUAAUUACAGAGACUUUAUUAUGUGCAUUGCUUCUUAUGACUUCUUUCUGUGUACAGGAGUAGGUGGACAGUGCCACAAUAGUUCCAGAACCCCUCCAGUCUGAUCUAGCCAAAGUUCACAACUUAUGUCACAUUGGACAGCUGCUGGGGUGGAGCACUGGGGAUAGGUUCCCAAGUCACAGGAAACAAGUGCAUCCCUAUGUGGACAAUUUCCUGUUUUAUUUUCUUGUCAAUGUUCACAGGCAGUUGGUACUUUCUACUAUUAUCUGUUCAAAUCUAGUCCAAGGUGGAGCCUGACAAAGUUACAAUUAACUUUUUUCAUUAUCCCAUUUUCAGACAGUCUUCAUGUAGAAUGAUGGCUGUGUGAAUAAUGCCUGAAAUAAAUUGAAAAGCCUUGUUUCAUGGUGGGAGAUGCUAACCCUAUCCCAGUUUAAACUCAGGUUUGCAAACCAUGAUGCCACGGCAUACGCCUUUUUGUCCAAGAUGUUAGAGGCCCCAACACACUCAUUCAGAAAAGCUCUGAAUGUGCUUUAUUUUUUCCUUCUAAAGUUGAUACCAUAAUUCAUUUGUCAGCAAAACUUGAACUUGUGAGAGUAUUGUAGUUUUUAAUCCAUGUCAUAUCAGCACCAUGUGCCUGUUUGUUAACUUUACGAGACUCCACGCAAAUAUUGUGUGUAUCAGUAUGUGCUUCCCAUUACCUUUGAAAAGUCCAACAGACAGUGAACUUUGAAAUGUGGGCUUGGAAUGCAACAUUAAUGCAGUGUCCCACAAAACUGUGAUUUCAUCCCAGAUGUGGAAAUGCUGUUUUUCUGCUCAGGAAAAGAAUGGCUUGGCAGGGGACAGUCCAAUUGUUAGGGAAAUUCUGCUUUUUUUUUUCUUGAGAGUUGACCGCAUGGCAUUCUUUACCACACAUUAAGGCAGAGUCCCACCACUGAGUUACUAAACCCAGCCCUAGGCUUACAGGUCUGCUGAAGUGUUUCCUCUGAGUGACCAAGAGCUUGUGGGGUUUCAGUUCUGAGUGCCUGUUCUGCUGGCUUGGGUUGUAUUAUUUUAUUGUAAUAUAUCCUAUGUUUAUUUGAAAAUUAAUGUCACUCUGCUAUGUAAAUUCCAACAUUAAUUUAGGAACCCUUCAUAAUUGAGAAUGAAUAGGAAACAAUCUCGACUUAUUUAUUUAAAAAUUUAUUUAUUUAAAAAGAAAAAGAGUCAGGAACUAGGGAAGUGAUUGAGGGCCUGGCUCUGAUUCAUCAGCCAUGUCCAAAAACAUCUUUCACUAAAGUUAUUCCUUCCUAUAAUCUUACAAUUUAAUAAUUGACACAGUUGAUUAUUUACAAUGUUGUGAUCUCUUUCCAUUAAUACUUACAUAUAAUUUAGUGGUAUAUAUUUUUCUGGAUCUGUUAAGUCAUAUAUUGCUUCCUGUAGAUGACUUCCUGGUAGUUAGAAGAUGAGAACAUUUCUGUAACGGUUGCUUCAAUUCACACAGUUGUACACGUUUGUUUCAGUGAAUUACAUCAUCAUAUUUAAAUUUAUUAUAUUGUGUUCUAAUUGGAAGAUGUCUUACUCAAGGCCACAGUUAAUACUCAUAUGUUUUGCUAGAAGAUGUGUUGUGUCUAUCUUAUUUCCCCUAGUCCUUAGGAUCCCAUCUUUCUCAAGCCCCUGCUGACCACCACCCUCCAGUUCUGGACCGGAUCCUGUUCUAAUGGAGGGCUGUGGGUUUGAUAUUUUGAAAAGGAGACAGUUGCCAUUAUAUUUUAUACUUGUUUGAGGUGAGAACUCUGAAGACAUUUUUACAUUGACAAAGAACACAUGGCUAUUUUGAUACAUUUUAGGAAUGGGUUGCUGCUCUAGAAGCUUUUGUGGCAUUACUGUAAUAGAAUUUUCAUAUCUUGUAUUUCUGAAUUACACACACAAAAUAAAUGGGGAACAAGCUUUA